CGGGGGGUGGUGCCACAGCUGCUGCAGCGGCUGCAGCAGCUCGAGAUCCGGCCGCAGCAGCAAGACCUCACCCCCUUCAACGACGUGCUGCUGUGGGAGUCGCUGCUGCCCACGGAGCUGCUGGCCCGCGUGCUGCACGAGGGCUUUAUGCGUCAGUGGCUGCAUGUGCUUCGGCUGUGGCUGUCUGCUGCUGCAGCAAACCCCACAGAAAUUCGCGCCUGGUUCAAGGCCUGGCAGGCGCUGCUGCCGCAGCCGCUGCUGCAGCACCCGCUCAUAGAGCGGGGCUUCACGGAGGCCCUGAAGCUCAUAGGCGGGGGCGCCGCCGUUGCUGCUGCACAGCUGCAGCAGCAGCAGCAGCAGGCUCCUGCUGCUGCGCCGCCGCCCACGCCGGAGCAGCAGCAAGACCUCUCGCUGCUGGAGCUGCUGCAGGGCAUGGCAGCAGAAAGGGGCCUCUGCUGCAGGCCCAAGAUAGGCAGGGUCGAGCGGGGCCACCAAGUGUAUGUACUCUCCAGGAUUUCUUUCUUUGUCGACGGCAGCGUCAUUAUGGCCAAACACAAAUCCCAGGGCCCCUGGCUGCCCUUCAGCGCGGAGCAGCUUUUCCAGUUUGUUGACCAGCACAAAAAAUGA
Messenger RNA from Eimeria tenella, 627 nucleotides. RefSeq lists its product as uncharacterized. Lineage: Eukaryota; Apicomplexa; Conoidasida; Eucoccidiorida; Eimeriidae. Gene Ontology annotation, biological process: spliceosomal complex disassembly. Gene Ontology annotation, cellular component: U2-type post-mRNA release spliceosomal complex. The annotation marks the transcript as partial. The record is from RefSeq and is a predicted model, not a curated record. The transcript is spliced from 2 exons.